GACAUGGCAACUACAGUGAGCUCUAUUUUUACUACAUUUCUGCUAAUCUUGGUUUCCUCAUCAUUGCUCGGAUUCAGCUACGGCCAUUUCAAUCGUAGUGAGUUUCCAGCUGGAUUUUUGUUCGGAGCUGCUUCGUCCGCAUAUCAAUACGAGGGUGCUGCAUUCGAAGGUGGCAGAGGACUAAGUAUAUGGGAUACUUACACCCACAAAUAUGCAGAUAAAAUAUUGGAUGGGAGCAACGGAGACGUGGCCAACAACUUCUAUCAUCUAUAUAAGGAGGAUGUGAAAUUGAUGAAGCAUUUAGGAUUGGAUGCGUUCAGAAUGUCUAUUUCUUGGCCUCGGAUAUUACCUCGUGGGAAGCUAAGUGGGGGAAUAAACAAGGAAGGAAUUGCCUUUUACAACAAUGUCAUCAACGAACUCCUUGCAAAUGGUAUAACUCCAUUUGUGACUCUAUUUCAUUGGGACCUUCCGCAAGCCCUAGAGGAUGAGUAUUUAGGCUUUCUAAGUCCUCGUAUUGUUGAUGAUUUUCAAGAUUUUGCGGAGCUUUGCUUCGAAGCAUUUGGUGAUCGUAUUAAGCAUUGGAUCACAGUAAAUGAGCCGUUUACAUUCGCCAAUUGUGGAUAUGAUGGAGGCUUCAUCGGCAACCUAGCCCCUGGGAGGUGCUCCAAUAGGGCUAUCUGUGCCAAAGGGAAUUCAGCAACUGAGCCUUAUAUUGUCGCCCAUCACCUACUUCUUGCCCACGCAACUGCUGCCAGACUAUACAAGAGGAAAUUUGAGCCAAUUCAAAAAGGAGAAAUAGGAAUAGCACUGGUAACUCAUUGGUUCGUACCAUAUUCAAGCAGUAAGCUGGACGUGGAAGCAGCGCAACGAGCUCUUGAUUUUGUAUAUGGAUGGUUCAUCCAUCCUUUAGUGUAUGGGGAAUAUCCAGAAAUCAUGCAGUCCCUUGUGCGAAGUCGAUUGCCAAAAUUCACUAAGGAGCAAGCUGUGAUGCUCAAAGGAUCCUUUGAUUAUUUGGGAUUGAAUUAUUAUACUGGGAAUUAUGCAGCUCACAUUCUCUCUCGCACUGGAAAUAUCAGCAGCACUACGGACAAUAUGGUUCGCCUUUCAACUGAAAUCAAUGGUGUACCCAUCGGCAAACCCACAGGAGUGAGCAGUUUCUUUAUUUAUCCGAAAGGACUUCAUGAUCUUCUACUCUACACUAAGGAGAAAUACAACAAUCCGACCAUUUACAUCACAGAAAACUGGUAUGGGUGACGCUAAUAAUAGUACCAUCAAACAUGCUAUUGAAGACCCCCUGAGAGUUGACUUCUACAAUGGUCAUCUUCGGGCGGUUCACCAAGCCAUCCAGCAAGGCGUGAGAGUGAAGGGU
Molecule: messenger RNA, 1369 nt
Organism: Sesamum indicum (sesame)
Lineage: Eukaryota; Viridiplantae; Streptophyta; Magnoliopsida; Lamiales; Pedaliaceae
Source: RefSeq, a predicted model, not a curated record